This is a messenger RNA of Colletotrichum orchidophilum, 1374 nucleotides long. Its product is annotated as SNARE domain-containing protein. Gene Ontology annotation, cellular component: SNARE complex; plasma membrane; endomembrane system. The transcript is spliced from 3 exons. The coding region runs from base 1 to 1374 and encodes 457 amino acids. The record is from RefSeq and is a predicted model, not a curated record. Gene Ontology annotation, molecular function: SNARE binding; SNAP receptor activity. Gene Ontology annotation, biological process: intracellular protein transport; vesicle fusion; exocytosis. Lineage: Eukaryota; Fungi; Ascomycota; Sordariomycetes; Glomerellales; Glomerellaceae.
AUGGCGCAGUACGGGUAUGUUUCUCUCUCCCAUGGAGCCGACGGGACACAUGACGACGAGUACGACCUCUCCGAACGCGGCAUACUGACAGACUCGGAUAGAUACGGUGGUCGUCAAAACCCCUUUGACCAGCGGGACGAUGGUCCCGGCGGAGGGUAUGGAGGAGCUCCUGCCAGAGGUCCUCCUCAGCAGGCCUUUGGCUCGGGGCCUUCUCCCUACGGCGGCGGUGGAAACAGAGGAUACAACCAGGGACCAGCUAUGGGUAGGGACCAAUACGGCGCCAACGUUGAGAUGGAAUCCCUCGCCCAGAACGCCAGCGGCUUUGGCCAGUCAUCGGACCCUAACGCUGUCCUGAACGAGUGCCGAUCCAUCGAUCAAGGAAUUGAUCAGAUCGAGGCCAACUUGAACCAGCUGCGCAUGCUGCAGGAGCGAACCCUGACCGACGCCGAUACAUCAGCAAACUCUUCGACGGUCCGCCAACUCGAUGCCCUCUCUUCCGAGACGAUGACCCUGUACCGCAGCCUGACCGAUCGCGUGCGCCAAGUCAAGUCCACUCCUGAUGGCCAGUCGGCCAGAAACUCGCCGCAGGUCGGCCGUAUCGAUCGCCGCCUGAAGGGUGCUAUCCAGCAGUACCAGCAGGUCGAGUCGGCUUUCCGUAAGCGUACUCAGGACCAGAUGGCCCGCCAGUACCGCAUUGUUCGACCCGACGCCGACGAGCGCGAGGUCCGCGAGGCGGUUGAAGACGCUGGUGCCGGUGCCCAGAUUUUCCAGCAGGCCGUGAUGCAGAGCGGCCGCCAGGCCCAAGCCAACGCCGUGCUCAACGCCGUCCAGGACCGCCAGGCCGCCCUUCAGAAGAUUGAGCAGCAGUUGAUUGAGCUCGCACAGCUGUUCCAGGACAUGGAUGUGUUGAUUGUGCAGCAAGAGGCCGCUGUUACGCAGAUCGAGCAGAAGGGCGAGGAGGUCGUAGAGAACCUGGAUAAGGGCAACCAAGAGAUUGGAACUGCGGUCAACACUGCCCGCAAGACCCGCAAGAAGAAGUGGUGGUGCCUGGGUAUCUGCGUGCUCAUUGUCAUUAUCAUCGCUGUCAUCCUUGCCAUCUACUUCGCCAUUAUCAAGCCGGGCCAGGCUGCUCCUGCCCCCGCGGCUACCGCCCGCGCGAAGCGCAACAUUGGCAUACUCGAGCUGCCCGAGUUCUCGAACUCGGUACCCAUCGAUACCGGGGUUGCGCACACUCAGGUGUUCAAGGCAACGAGCCGUAUCAUGCGCCGCAUCGUUCAGCCGGGAGUUGCCUGGGAACCGACCGCCACUACCCAAGACGCCGCCGUUGUCGCCCGUUUUGGUGGCAAGGUCGACAUGCCUGCUGUCCGCAACUAG